AAUGUGAAAUACUUCGCACUACAGCAGUCUAACACGCGUUGACGAUAACAGAAGAUUGCUUCGAUACCAAGGAUUGUACCACUUUGCUUAGACCGACUGUUAUACCGACUGUGGAAACCUAACUUCAUACUGGGGUACCGCAUACCCUCUAAAUUACGUCUCUUUGGUAACAAAGGUCCGUCCAGUCUUCUACUAUGUGUAGUCACUGUUUGUUACUUGUCAAAGAAAAGAUGGAAGCCAUUUGCAUCUUCUGUGGAUCAACCAACAAUUCUGUUCGUUUAAAAAAUAUUUAUUAUUGUUUAACAUGAGCGACGACGAAGAUGCUCUUCUUAACAAAGACAAAAAUCAGGACCAGAUCCGAGCGGAAUUGUCUGAGAUGAGCUUCGAAGAUUUACAGAAGCUCAAAGAAAAGCUGGGAACUAAAAUUUAUAAGGAAGCACUAUUUGGUCCAGGAAAGGUCAGAAAAAUCGAAUUUAAACGGGAAAAUAAAAACAGACCUCGGGAAAUGUCCGCCAAAAAAACUGUCUCUCGAUUCAGAGAAGCGGUACAUGUAAAAAAGAGCGUCCCUAGGGACCCUAGAUUCGAUAGCUUGUGCGGUACAUUCGAUCAAAAAGUAUUUAAAAAAACUUACGGAUUCCUUGGCGAAAUGAAGAAGAACGAUUUAGCAGCAUUGAAGAAACAGUUGAAAGAUACUGAGGAUCCAAAGAUAAUAAAGAAAGUCAAAUACCUUAUACAGAGAUUAGAAAAUCAGUUACGCGAGGAGAAGAGAAAGGAACAAGACGAAGAGCAGAAGAGCAAAGAAAAAAAGGAGAUAGUUGAAGCGAUUAAACGUGGAGAAAAGCCUGCUUUCAAAAAGAAAUCUGAGAAGAAGGUUUUGAAUUUAGUUUCCCAAUACGAAGAACUUAAAAAUUCUGGCAAACUUAAGAAGCACAUUCAAAGGUUACGCAAGAAAAAUAUGCGCAAGGACCGACAAAGACUGGCGUCUAAUUCAGAAAUAGAAUGAAACAAUGAAUAAUAAAUAAAUAAAAAUUUCUACAAGUUGGACAUUGUAAAAAUAAUGAUUGUAUAUAAGAAAAAUAAAAUAACAGUUAAAUAAAAUUCUUUUUAUCUAGCAGGUCACCUCCCUAAGCUAUGUUUAAGUAUCCACAGUCAGGACGAAACGAUAAAGAGUGCUUUAUUAAUUAUGUAUUUUUUAUUUAACAUCAAAAGUAAUGACACUUGGGUUGGACAAUGUCUCUCGUUUCUUUCUUAAUGUAUUUCACGUGUGAAAACAGAACUUACAGAAUAAUCAAUAUGAAAGGAAUCGUCAAUCAGAAAGAGAUUAGUUUGGUAGAGCGGUGUACAUUAUCUGAGCGUGUACGUGUGUCUUUCUCUCUCUAUGUCGCAGGUGGAUUUUUUAAUUUUUUUUUUGGGCGUGUACUUGUGUGAAGUGUGUGUGUGCGCGCGUGCGCAUGUGUGUGUAUGUGUGUAACAUAUGCGACGCUAAAACGAAAAACAGAAAAGGUGUAGAAGGGGACCCGUACGCAAAAGACGGUCCUGUUUAAGUGGGACCGACUUCCGAUGGGUUCACCGUUCGCGCAUGAUCUGUUUGUCCGUCUUCAAUUAUUUAAAAUAUUUACAAUAUUAAUAAAACAUCAUUCAUAUUUUUUGUUUUUUUUUUCUUUUUUCUGUUUAUAAUUUUUUUAAUCAUUCAAUGAUUCUGCCGUAGUGUGGCGGGCUGUGCAGGGGUGACGUUUCACUUUUGAAAUUCUCGUGACACUGUAUUUUGUUUCUUUGUUCAUUGCGUUCUUGCGAUUCUUGUUUCAUAUUAUUUCUAUUGUUUUUGAUUUCGAACGUUGUAGGGCCAAUUAGGUUUCACCGAUCGCGGUUAAACAAAAAGCGAACGGAUCUGUAUAUUAAACACACGUUUGCUACGUUCUCUCGCCCACACAUUCACGCAUCCCUUUCUCUCUCGUUUUUACGCUGAUUCACCCGAAAAAUCAUUUUACGACAUUGUUUAGUUCGACGAUCGAGGUACUCGUUUGUAGACAACCGAAAGAUUUGCGACUCGUGUGCCGAGGAUCGCCAAUUCUAUGAAUCUGCAGAUAAUGAUUGAAGAUAAAACAGUGAAUGUAACGGUCAUAAAACUAGGGGAACAGGUUUCAUUGGCCGUUAAUCUAGCCGCAUAACCGGAAACCUACAGAAGGUAAUUCGAUAAAUGAAUAACGUGGCUUUGCGGAACAGGAGGUUAAGAACGUCUAUACGAUGCGGUUUUAUGAAUGCGAUUACUGAUUCUUAAUGAGUGCUCAUGCCGAGGGUUAUAAAUCAGAGAUGUCCAAGGAAAUCAGGGACUUCCCCUUUUAUCGUUUACCUCGUGUAGGUUAUGAUAGUCGAGUAGAGGAAGCACCGGAAGUCACGUGGACAUUUCAAUCGUAAACGAAGCUGCUGCCUAAGAAAAAUGAACGAAUCAGGCACGAAAAGCAAAAAACGCGGAUUCUCGUCCGUGUCCCGCUCAGUCCGCCGCAAUAAUUUGUGGUCUUAGACCGAAAUUACCUUUCAUCGUCACUUCUCCAUGAUUUUUAUUCUCGGUCUCGUUCGCUCUCUCUCUCUCGCUCAUUCGUUCUCUCUUUCUCUCUCCACACCGUCAUACUUUAUCAUAUCUUCUUUUCCUUCUCCUCUUUUCAUCGACUGCAUCAUCUUUUUUUUUUGUUCGCUUAUACGUACUUUGUUUUUUUCUUCAACAACACGAUCUAGACUAAACCAUAUAUAAUAAUUACAUCUAAUAAUAUCUUAUUGUAACAUGUAUUAUAUUAUAAUUAUUAUUAUUAUUAUUAUAUUAUUAUUAAUGUUUUAAUUCUUAGCCUAAAGUAAAGAGGCGCACGACGGCAAAGCAUAUUUUUUUUAUUUUUGGGCUCCUACGCCCCCCGGGCACGGAACACCCUGUCGACAAACCACGGAUCCUGCAAUCCAGCUCCGGCACUAUAUCGCGAGUAAUUACUCUUUUCCAUAAACGAAUGAGCCAAUCGCGUCCUCCCCCUCCCCCUAUACUUGUCCCGCCAUGUUUCUUCCCUCUUAUUCUAAUUCUUUUCUCAAUUUUCUCCGCGCCCUACCUCGAAACACGGGGAUCCGCCGAAGGCAAAAUCUGUAUUUUCUCUCAUUUUCUUCUUUUGUUCGAUUUCGUUGUGACAGGAAUGACGCUCUCUAACCACAUACACUCACGAAGCUACAUAUAUGUCAUAACGAUGUCCCAUAAAGUAGGAAACCAGGAAAACCAUCAUGGAAACGAAGUUACCCCACGUGACAUCGAAAACUCUCCUUCUGCGGCAUCAUAGCAAAACAACCUAUCUCGAAUGUCGUUUUUUCUUGUUCGUUGCGAAUAAGAAAAUCGGGGACGUUUUAUACGAUCAAAGAAUUUCUUUUGUUUAAUCCAGAUCCGAGUUCGACGAGCAACGCGACGACGGUACACUGCUGCCCUCUUUCUGCUUGUCUUUCAAUUUUUGUUCUCUUUUUUUUUUUACAGGAAACGUUUUGUCCGGUUGUAUUUCUGAUGGCGAUCCACGUGUCUCGAAAAACAAUUUGAAACUGUUUCGCCGGUCCUACCGAAUCUCUUUCUCUCGUGCGGGAAACGUAAGAGAUUGGUGAAGUACUGAAAUGCGGCUCGAACGAUUCGGCCAGCCCGUCGCGCGCACCAACGUGGCAGAAGAAUAUCUUCCAGAAGGGCUGGAGGAAAUAUUCAUAACCGUCGAGAUUUGAUUCGCGAGUGAUGUGAUUCGAAACUCGGUGGGAUUGGCGAAAGGAAGAACGUGUUAACGCGUGUACGGCACCUCAAGAACACCUCGAUUAUUGAACACUUAGGGUAGUUUUUGGGGCCAGGGCCGCCGAGCGAGCGUGUCACCCUCGGUCUAUCAUCUAGAAUCCUCCUCGACGGUCCGUUCGCCUUUCAUUCGAGGCGGAACAAAGAAACUAAAGAACCUGGUAAACCCCUCGAGGUCGUUCCUUCGCAUCGGUUCGUCGAGUCGAUGGCAAACACGAUCGAUGACGACGAUGGCGAACGAUCCUUCGUCAACGAGUUAACGCGUUACCUGCCGCUCCUCUUUGCCCCGAAGUUCUCCGCUCGAAACGAAGCGCCCACUUUUAUCGUCGACGUUUUUUCAGCGCGCGCAUACACUCGCACAACGCACACACAUACACACACAACAUACACGAGAAGCCGCGAAAGCGAGCAACAAGGACGAAAAAUGAUCGGCAAAAAGAGAAACGAGAACGAAAACGUAGAAUAGAAAGAAAGAAUAUACUGGUAACGUUUCACACCCGGAGAAGCUCGAAACACGACCCGACAUGAUGAUCAUCGCGCGUCUCGGAUCGUCCCGGCCCAAAAAGUCGCGUGGCAGGCAUUUUAAGUCACCUUCGUUCAUUUUUUGUUUUGUUUUGUUUUUUUUUCUUCUUUUUUUUUGGUUUCGCUUUUGUUGCUCCUAGAAAAUGAUUUGAAGGGGCGUUUGUCUCGAUACUGACACACACAUACACACGACAGACGACCGCGGGUUGGUGGUACAGGGCGUUCUGCGUACGGGGGUCAAUAUGAUUUAUAGCGAGCUGUCCCGCUGGCGUUUCUUUAAACCUAUGAAAAACUAAGAGAAUGAAUUUAUACCUUCUUAUUUUUUUUUUUUGUUCCUUUACUUUUAGUUUCGCCUAAGUAAGAAUGUUUUAUUUUUUUUUUUGUGUUUCUUAUACGGUUUUGCCUGUGUCCUGCUUUUUUUUAUUUCCUCUGUGUUUCAGUUCCUCUGCUGCUCACCUAAACUCAUUUUUACUCUCCUCUACUAGCGUUUUGUUUUCUAACCUGUUACCUCGACUAUCGUGGCAUUAAUCCAUUAACAUUUUUUUUUUUCUUCUUCUAAUUCGUUUGUCCCGUCCUGUCGGUGCCGAGCACCGUUUUACUUGUACACUUGUUCGUGCAAUUAAAUAAUUCUCUGUUCUUCUCACUUGUUUUGUGUCUUUGUAUCUUCGGUAUCUUCCUCGGCUGGGUUUUGUUGAUAAUUACUUAUAAUACUGUUUCGUUUGCCGCCUUCGUUUUCCAUGCUCGCCUUCGCGCUUCCUAACAUCUUCUCCCUCCGUUUGCAGAACCAAGACGGUACACAACUCGUGGACCAAACUCGAUGACUAUGUUCUUUAUGUCCAUCCUUUCUCGCGUAGCAAUUAUCGUGCAGAGACUGAGCUACUGAAAUAUCUACGCGAUGCGAUUUCUGGCUUCGACAGCUACUCGGAUUAAAAGACUUGAAACCGAACGACAUUACUUUGCGAUAAGAAUAAUAAAUGAGUACUGCGAACGCGCUUUCAAUUACUCUUAUCGUUAUAAUAUUCUUGUUUAUUUUUUUGGGGAGCGGGGAGGAUUUAUUUCGUUUUAACGUAAUUCACUUGUCUCCACACCGCGUCGUAAAUGAUUCUAGGGCGUGCCAAUCUAGCGUACUGAUCUCUUCGUUUAAUUAGGAAUUAAUUAGGUUUCUAUUCAAAGACUAAAUGGCGUGUCACGAGACGUCUUAUCUGUAGUGUACGUUUUCAAUGAUAUCUCGUCAUCGUUUCUUAAACUUUUGCAUUUAAUGUAACAUUUAUAUCUCUCUCUCUCUUUCUCUUGUCACUACUAUUUUUGCUUCUUCUGCUCCUCCUCUCUUUUUUUGUCUUUUUCUAUUUAAUUCUUAGCAAGAGCAUAGCCAAACCUAGCGCAGUGAUCUUUUGCUUAACAGGAUGCCUACUACGUGAAUAUUUCUCCUUAUCACAAGACGUCUACAUGGAAUGCUUCAUCGAUGCUAAUUAUUCUUCCAUCGUCACAACCCUUGACGUCGUCGCCUCAUCUCGCUCUGUUAUUCCCAUCAUCAAAGAUACGCAUAGCACUUCGUUCGCAGUCUCGAUGAUCCCUCUUCCACGUCCCACGUUUUUCUUAAUGUUCGUUUUAGGCCCUUUUCUGCUUCGUCCGACCCAAGUUCAGCAGCUUCGCGUUUGUAGUCUUCGGAUGGCAGCAUCGACCCCUAAGAAUUCUGAACCCCUUCGAAUCGUAUUAGGUGUGUGUGUGUACCUGGAAGCUAGAUCUUCCCGACGACGUUGCUCGUAGAACCCAUAUAUCCUCGUCGAACCUUAUUGAUGUUCCUCGAACGACGAUCUUUUUUAAUGAUACACCGGCACGCGCGUGCAAGCAACUCGCAGAGCCAGAACGACGAACGUUUUAUUUCUCCUCCAAUCUCUUCCUUCAACUCUUUUUUUUCCCAUCUUUUCUUUUGUACUUCACACACACUGUAACUCUUCUCCCACGUGAUAAUAGUAUCUUUUUUCUUUCGCAGAAACAACAAUAAUAUACCAAGUCGUUCGACGAUUCGUCUCGACAUUCUUUGGAUGCGAAUUGUCCCUCGUUUGAUCUCGCGACAGUACGAUUUUUAGACCCGGAUAGCACGCCCCAUGGUAAAUAUAACAUUGUGUGUAUGUGUGGUUUUUUUUUUUCUUCAUAAUAUGUGUAUGUGUGUAUGUAUGUAAUGUAUACGUGUCUCUUAACGCGAGUGAUUAUUAUG
This is a messenger RNA of Osmia bicornis bicornis, 6533 nucleotides long. RefSeq names its product ribosomal RNA processing protein 36 homolog. Gene Ontology annotation, biological process: maturation of SSU-rRNA from tricistronic rRNA transcript (SSU-rRNA, 5.8S rRNA, LSU-rRNA). Lineage: Eukaryota; Metazoa; Arthropoda; Insecta; Hymenoptera; Megachilidae. Bases 305 to 1003 code for a protein of 232 amino acids. Gene Ontology annotation, cellular component: nucleolus; 90S preribosome. The transcript has 3 exons. The record is from RefSeq and is a predicted model, not a curated record.